Molecule: messenger RNA, 557 nt
Organism: Parasteatoda tepidariorum (common house spider)
Lineage: Eukaryota; Metazoa; Arthropoda; Arachnida; Araneae; Theridiidae
Source: RefSeq, a predicted model, not a curated record
UUCUACUUGGUAUGCUGUUUACUUAUCCCAUCAUAAUCUGGAUUGCAAUGGGAACUUUAAUUAGUGGUUACAUCGAAUCUCCUCUUGAGCUGGGUAGAAGUAAUUGUUCCGUAAGCGAUGACAUCACUAUGAAUUGGAAAAACUUCACCGAAUGUUCCUCCUUCAAUAACACUGCCAACCUCAAUGGAACAUGUUUCCUUCCGAGUGAGAAAAAGGAACCGUUUGUUGUUUACAAGAUUUCGUAUUUAUGGCUACAUACCUUUGGUACAGUACUCACUGGGUCAAUGAUAAUGUUGAUGGUAUUUAUAACAGGUUGGAACAGAAACGUGAUUGCUGCAGAUUCCAGGUGCCUCAGCCCAGUAACACGAUUUUGGAACAGGAAAGCUGCAGCAAACAUUGCAUGUCUGAUACCAGUAGAAGAUCUUCGAAGCCAAAUAGUUACUUUAAAGAGAAAAAAAAACCUAGAAACUGUCAGUAAAAAUUAAACUAUAUGCAGAUAGCAUACAGACUAUCACCAUACCGUUCAAAACACAGUAGGGUGUUCCACAAUGACUGCU